AAGCACAAAGGCGUCUUGUUUUCUUACGUAGAAAGGUAUUUAUUGGUGUUAAAAUAUGAGCGCCAAGGAUAUUCACUACUCCAGCAAAUACUAUGACCAGGAAUACGAAUACAGGCACGUUGUGCUACCCAAGGAAUUGGCUAAGAAUAUCCCAAGGACUCAUUUGAUGACAGAGAGUGAAUGGCGAGCUCUUGGAGUGCAGCAAUCACGGGGAUGGGUUCAUUACAUGAUUCACGAUCCUGAACCACACAUUCUUCUAUUUCGCCGACCAAUUACCGAAGAUACAAAAUAAUUCCAUCACCUACAACUUCCCGCCAUGGGAUCAAUAAGUUUUCUAUUCAUCUGUCUUCUACAUUGUUAAGGAAUCUCUCUCCAUGAGUAGUUGUUAGGAAGAUCCUGAGGUGCCUGGAUGUACCCCAGGAGUGAGAUGUUUUGGAUUUAUCAUAGCUCGGAUCAAUCAAAAAAUGAAUUAAUGUAUUUUUUUAAUUAAAACAAUAGCGUUUA
Lutzomyia longipalpis is the source of this 504-nucleotide messenger RNA. RefSeq names its product cyclin-dependent kinases regulatory subunit (gene Cks30A). NCBI's taxonomy places the organism in Eukaryota, Metazoa, Arthropoda, Insecta, Diptera, Psychodidae. Gene Ontology annotation, cellular component: cyclin-dependent protein kinase holoenzyme complex; SCF ubiquitin ligase complex. Gene Ontology annotation, molecular function: cyclin-dependent protein serine/threonine kinase activator activity; protein kinase binding; ubiquitin binding. The coding region runs from base 56 to 292 and encodes 78 amino acids. The record is from RefSeq and is a predicted model, not a curated record. The transcript has 3 exons. Gene Ontology annotation, biological process: regulation of mitotic cell cycle.